Molecule: messenger RNA, 372 nt
Organism: Mycena indigotica
Lineage: Eukaryota; Fungi; Basidiomycota; Agaricomycetes; Agaricales; Mycenaceae
Exons: 3
Coding region: 70-372 (100 amino acids)
Source: RefSeq, a predicted model, not a curated record
CCCUCUCCUCCUUCCCCCACUCACCCCCUUAUCGAUCCUCCCAACUUCGUCCGUCUCGCCCUCCUAGUCAUGGCAGAAACCGCCGCGCCGGUGCCCGCGACCAUCGAGAUCAACGACCUGCUCUUCUGCACACACUUUAAGGAGGUGUGUGAAGACUGCAGCUUCGACGGCCGCGAGGAGAACGACGCCUUCUUCGGAUUUGACCCGAUCGACCGCGACGGUAUCGAAGCGCCGGCUGCGACAGUCACCAAGGAUGGUGUGUACCAGUGCAAGAAGCAUGCGUCCACUUCUUGCUCGCAGUGCUACGGGUGGAAGAAGCAGAUCACCCGACUGCGCACCGCCGCAAAGAAGGCUGGCAAGAACUUGAAGUAG